AUGGAAAGACUCGUCUUGCGCAGGCCUCGGACCAAUACAUCCAUGACGGAAGCAGAUGCUCCUCGUUGUCAGAAACGUUUCCCAAAACCUACUACUCACACUUGCCUCAUCCAGCGCAUAGCCAAAUCAUACGAGUUGGAAUUUCCCUCGCACCAGAAAACCACGGAGCCCAUUGGCGAUGCAGCACGAAGCAAAUCAACACGCCAUGCGCUCAGCAGAGGCAACGAGGACCACUCGUUGAGCGGCACCCCGGCUGCCACAACCAUGAACCGCAUCCCCGAUGAAACGUAUGACGAAUACAGUCGAACCUUUCACAUGGUCUUGCUCGACCCCAGCUAUCAAGUGUACACGAGUCCCACGGGACGCGGUUCCGCCAUGUACAAGAUUGAAAACGAAACAAUGGUCAUUGUCGGAGAUCCCAUGUGCGCCAAGGACGACCUCGGCCCUCUCCUAGAAGAGAUUGAAAACUUCCGACAUCCAACCCGACUAAAGCUGGCGUUUAUGGGCGUCGGCCCGUGGUUCGUACAAUACGCCGAGACCAAGGGCUGGGACCACAUCGAGUUUGGCAGCGAACGAGUCGUCAACCCCAUGCACAACGCCGUAUUAGAGAAGCAAGCCAGCAAGCGCAUGUUGGCGCAGUGCCAGCACCUCCUACACCCAAAGCAAGGACUAACAAUGGGCUUCUACGCACCGAGCAUCUCCGGCAUCAACUCCCACCUGGAGCACCAACUGGCGCAGCUCUACGCCGACUGGCGAGACACAAAGGGGGCCAAGCAAUCCGGAGACGCCCAGGCAUUCAUCACGGCGUACGACUUGUUUUCGUACCGGAGACGAACGGCGUUUCUGUACAUGUCCGACGCAGAGGGCGAGAUUGCCGGCAUGGCCAUGCUGCGGCAGCUGGGCGCCGAGCCCGGAUUCUACAUCGACCCCUGCAUCGCGUCGGCAUCCGCGCCCAAGGGCGUCACCGAGCUCCUCAUGGUGUCCAGCAUGCGGCUGCUGCGGCGGGCCGACGUAUCCCAUCUCAGCUUGGGCGUGGAGCCCCUCGCCGACCUGGCAGCACGAGGGCUGCUCGCCCGCGCAGCACGCUCCCUGUACAAGAUGUUUACGGAUGCCGCGUCCGUCGCCGGCAAGAAGGCGUACAAUGACAAGUUCCGCCCCGACCCCGUUCUCGAGUCGAGCCUGUACGUCGUCUUUCCCAGGGCAGACAGGAAGAAGAAGGCUCUCUUGCUGAGCUUUCCCUUCCGAGAGGCCUGGGCCAUCAUGCAGGUUGCGCAUAUUCAAGCGGAUGAUGGGUUGAAAAGGACAGCGUGCCCCCAGCACCCGCGUGUCCCGGCGGCAAACUAUCUGGCUCGUGAGGAGAGGGAAGGGGUUCCUCGGAGGGUUUGGGACAAGGCGCUGGUGGUGUAA
Molecule: messenger RNA, 1407 nt
Organism: Metarhizium brunneum ARSEF 3297
Lineage: Eukaryota; Fungi; Ascomycota; Sordariomycetes; Hypocreales; Clavicipitaceae
Biological process (GO): phospholipid homeostasis
Molecular function (GO): aminoacyltransferase activity
Source: RefSeq, a predicted model, not a curated record